Sus scrofa (pig) is the source of this 3127-nucleotide messenger RNA. RefSeq names its product guanine nucleotide-binding protein G(I)/G(S)/G(O) subunit gamma-T2. Gene Ontology annotation, biological process: G protein-coupled receptor signaling pathway. Gene Ontology annotation, molecular function: G-protein beta-subunit binding. The record is from RefSeq and is a predicted model, not a curated record. Lineage: Eukaryota; Metazoa; Chordata; Mammalia; Artiodactyla; Suidae. Gene Ontology annotation, cellular component: heterotrimeric G-protein complex.
GGUCGCUCCGCCUUCUCUCUCUCUCACUGCUUUUGGUUUCCUCUUUGUGAGAGCCCCAAACCUGCUCGCAAAGGGCAGGCAUGCUCAUUCUGGGACAAGAGGAAGUCAGUCCCUGCUCCCUGGGCCUGUGCCUCUCUGUCCCCUGCCUAGGGGAAGGGGGAAGCGAGGGUUGGGGUGGGGGGGUGGGGGCGGGGGAGAGGGCCUUUGGGGGCCCAGCCCCCCAUUCUCUCCCCGCAGAGGAAGUCAAGAUGGGGGCGGCUGUGAUUGCUCCCUGGGCCUGGAGAGGAAACUGCAGCGCGCAUGGGCUGGGGUGGGAGACUAGGAGGAAGGGGCUGGCCUGCUCUGGGGGGGUGGAGAUGAAUUUUCCACUCAUGGAAGGGGAGGAAAGGGCAGAGGGUGGGGGCUUCCUUGGGAAGCUCGGGGAUGAGUCACCAAGAGACAGGGCACUGGAGGGUGGAGAGGAUAUGGAGCCGGAUCAGGCUGGGGGGCUGUGGGCCGGCAGGGCGGCAGCAAUGGGAAGCUGCUGAUGCAGCAGCCGAGAGGAGUCAGAUUGGACGCCGGGAAGAUACAACCAGAGGUCCCCUGAGAAGGGUUAUCAAGUCUCCGAAGGGUACCCUGCCGUGAAGACCUGGUGUACACACUCUGUGCCUGAUGGAGGCAGGACAAGAUGAAACUGACCAAAGGUAGCGUGAGGGGCUCAGGCUAGAUGGCAGGAAGGACUUGGCUUGGAGAAGCACCAGAUUUAAAUUCCAGAUUAUCCGGUCGGUCUUAGGAGGCAGAGGUGGACUGAGCACUGAGCCAGCCUCAGCAGGUAUGUGCCCCAUUUUUUUCCUGCAUCACAGAGGACUCAGGAUGACCUCUGGGGUCCUGUCCUGAUCUCAAAUUCUUCUUCUUUUUUUCUAUUUUUGGUCUUUUCAGGGCCACGCCCGCAGCGUAUGGAAGUUCCCAGGCUGGGGUCAGCUCAGAGCUACAGCUGCCAGCCUACACCAGAGCCACAGCAAUGCAGGAUCCGAGCCGCGUCUGUGACCUACACCACAGCUCACAGCAACAGCCAGAUCCUUAAUCCACUGAUCGAGGCCAGGGAUUGAACCCACAUCCUCACGGAUACUAGUCAGGUUUGUUAUCACUGAGCCACAAUGGGAACUCCUGAUCUCAAAUUCUUAGAGCUCACAGCUGUGAGUGGGACUUGGAUCCUGGGACAGGGAAAGCUUGAGAUGAACUCUGGCCUCCUCCCCACCCCUUCCACUGAGGAGUCGAGUGUCAGUCUAGAGUCAGGAAGAAAAGAGAAUCCCGGCGUUCCCGUCGUGGCACAGUGGUUAACGAAUCCGACUAGGAACCAUGAGGUUGCGGGUGUGACUCCUGGCCUUGCUCAGUGGGUUAAGGAUCCGGCGUUGCCAUGAGACGUGGUUCGGAUCUGGUAUUGCUGUGGCUCUGGCAUAGGCCAGUGGUUACGGCUCCGAUUGGACCCCUAGCCUGGGAACCUCCAUAUGCCAUGGGUGCGGCCCUAGAAAAGUCCAAAACACACACAAAAAAAUUAAAAAAUAAAAAGAGAAUCCCUUACUGACCACAUUGGUCCCAUAACAUCUGCUCCUGGAGAGGGUCCCUUGUCACUGGUCAGGAGUCCAUCUCAGCAGGAGCCCAGGGACUGCUCAAGGGCAUAGCCGUUGUGCGGUUCUGGGAGAAAACCAAGAGCGAGAUCCAGAUGCGGACUCUGUGCUCCGGGAUGGCCGAGGGAGAACCACAGGCAGGGCCCCAGGGAGGCAUGGAGGCAAAAAAGCAGGGACACAAGUGUUACAGGUGGCCACGGUCCCCAGUGCCGUUGGGCACAGCAUCCUAAGUGAGUGCCUUUUCAUUGAAUGGGUGAAUGGAGCCUGAGCUGGGAGAACCUUGUAAGGGGAAAUUGUGGGGCUUGAAUGGGGGACACAGCGGCUCCCCAGGACUUGCCUCACUGGGGAGAAAGAAUAGCCUCAGAGCAGGCUCAGAAGUAGGGAAGCAGAGGGCUUGGGGGAGAAGGCAGGGAAAAGGGAGCUUGCAGGGCUGGAGGGUGAGAACUAGAGAAAUGGGCUCUAAGCCAGAACCAAAGGGGGUCCCUAGGGGCAUGGGGCUAAUGCUGGGGAGGGGGUGCAGGGGGCCAGCAGUGGUGGCCGUCUUGGAGGCUCAGGCUGCCGGAUGGGCUUGGAACCUUGAGCCUAUGAUCAGCUUAGGCGUGAGAGAUUUGGGCUUCCAGACCAUCUGCUUUAUCCAAAGACUUUCAGCUGAUCAGGAGCCAGGAGGCUCAAACCCCAUCUUGUCUGGGUCGGGGACAAGUGGCUUGAAGUGCACGCUCUUGCUUGGCAGGACCUGGUCUCUCCGGGGCAGGAUGGCCCAGGAUCUCAGCGAGAAGGAGCUCUUGAAGAUGGAGGUGGAGCAGCUGAAGAAGGAAGUGAAGACCCCAAGAGCCCUGAUUUCUAAGACAGGGAAGGAAAUCAAAGAUUACGUGGAGGCCGAAGCAGGAAAUGACCCUCUUCUCAAAGGCAUCCCUGAGGACAAGAAUCCCUUCAAGGAGAAAGGCGGUUGUCUGAUAAGCUGAUGGCACUGGAGCCCCUCACCCAGACUGCCUGCCCCUCCUCAGCCCCCUCCUCAGCCAGAACCAAAUGUCCUGGGUCACCCAGGCAGCCGGUGGCUGUUCACUGUCUCUUAGAGAAUGAGUAAAGAUGCCCGGCUCCACGCACUGGCAGUCCGUGCCCUAGUCCUGCUUUGAACUCCUUUCUCGCUUCCCUCCACCACCUGCUGGGGCACUGCUGACCCCACUUGGAAAUGCGCUUGCAGAGCUUCCCCAGGGGCAGCGGGUGGCACCUUGUGGGGUCUGAAAAGACUGCAAUUCCCUGAGCCACUCCCCCACCCCCACCCCGGGGUGGGGGAGGGAAGUCCUUUGGCAACAGUUACUCCUUAGAACCCCCUCCCCUUUUCCCCUCCACUCUCUUCCUAAAACCCGUCAUUCCCAUUCAGGAGCUGGGUCGAGGACUGGAGUGGGGGCGUCCUUCUCCCCCCGUCACAUCUGGUCCCGGGGAAUUCCGCCUAGUCAUUUAGAUCACCCCAGCCGACCUGAGGACAAAGAGCCUGUAAAGUCAUGAUUUCUUCACUGUUA